This is a messenger RNA of Ilyonectria robusta, 1227 nucleotides long. RefSeq lists its product as uncharacterized. Lineage: Eukaryota; Fungi; Ascomycota; Sordariomycetes; Hypocreales; Nectriaceae. The transcript is spliced from 3 exons. The coding region runs from base 1 to 1227 and encodes 408 amino acids. The record is from RefSeq and is a predicted model, not a curated record. Gene Ontology annotation, molecular function: 5-methyltetrahydropteroyltriglutamate-homocysteine S-methyltransferase activity; zinc ion binding.
AUGUCGACGCCUACUGGAUCUGGUGCUCCCUUCCGGGCCGAGCACAUGGGCUCUUUGCUGCGGCCGCAGCGCCUCCUCGACGUGCGGGAGCAGAUCCGAGAGAAGGGCGUCUCCCCCGAGGAGGCUGGACUUCCUGCCGUCGAGAAGGAGGCCGUUGCCGACGUGGUCAAGCUGCAGCGCGAGCUCGGAUACAAGGCCGUCACCAGCGGAGAGUUCAACCGCACGCGCUUCUGGGGUCUCAUGUGGGAUGAGUUCGAGGGCGCCACCCGCCUCCAGGAUGCCGACGGGAGUCUUUUCCGUCUGUAUCACCCGGAUGUAGUGAGCUUGAUUGAGAAGGACCGACACGUCAUGCCUGGUGACUCUGUCAUCGCUGGUGGCAAGCUUUCUCACAACCCCGAAAAGUCCGUCUCCAACCUCCACGAGCUGCGACUCGUUCAGCAGUCCGUCCCUAAGGAAGAUUGGGCAGCAAUCAAACUCACCAUGAUUACUCCGGCUUGGUUCCACAUGAGAUACAGCCAGGGAAAGGCUUACGCGCCCGAGGCCUAUGCCAAUGAUGCCGAGUAUUUCAAGGAUGUCGCGAAGGUGUACCAGGCCGAGUUGGCCCAACUCUACGAGGCCGGUCUGCGCAACGUUCAGUUUGACGACCCUGGUAUGGCUUACUUCUGCUCUCAGAAGUUCCGUGACGGUUGGGCCGCCGACUUCAAGAACAUCGGGUCCGUUGAGGACCUUCUCGAUGCCUACAUCGCUCUUUACAACGACUCAAUUUCCAAGUGCCCUGCCGAUAUGCACACUGGAAUUCAUCUGUGCCGUGGCAACUUUAUUGGCGGCCGCCACUUCGCCGAGGGAUCGUACGACAUCAUCGCCGAGAAGCUGUUCAAGAACUUGAACGUCAACACUUUCUAUCUGGAGUACGACAACGAGCGCUCUGGCGGCUUUGAACCCCUUCAACACCUGCCCAAGAACAAGAACGUUGUCGUCGGCGUCAUCAGCACCAAGUUGCCCCAGCUCGAGGACAAGGAGGAGAUGAAGAAGCGCGUCCUCUCUGCCGCCGAGUGGGUCGCCAAGGGAACCGGCGAGACUCGUGAGGAGGCUCUCAAGAGAGUGUAUGUGAGCCCCCAGUGCGGCUUCAGCACUCACGAGACUGGAUACCCUCUGGGAUUGGCCGAGGAGAAGGCCAAGCUUGCCCUUGUUCGGGAGAUUGCUGAUGAGAUCUGGGGCGAGCCUUGA